This is a messenger RNA of Amaranthus tricolor (Joseph's coat), 2314 nucleotides long. RefSeq lists its product as uncharacterized. Gene Ontology annotation, cellular component: chloroplast stroma. Bases 283 to 2163 code for a protein of 626 amino acids. Gene Ontology annotation, molecular function: phosphomannomutase activity. The transcript has 7 exons. Lineage: Eukaryota; Viridiplantae; Streptophyta; Magnoliopsida; Caryophyllales; Amaranthaceae. The record is from RefSeq and is a predicted model, not a curated record. Gene Ontology annotation, biological process: carbohydrate metabolic process.
ACAUGUCAAAAGUGCCUGUCAUACUACACAAAAACAAACAAAAAGAAAAAACGAAGAGAAAUACUCUUGACUGAUCUUGAGUUCACAAGUCCAUGGCAAUGAAGAUAACCAAAAAAUCUGCAAAUUUUGUCAGUUUACAUCAAGAUAUUUGCAUAAUAAACACCCAAUACUAAUUCUAAGGUUGUAAUUCAACCACCCAAAUGUCUCCCAAUUUACUAUCUUCAUUUAUUUUAUUUUAAUUUCCAAAACAAAUUAACAAUCUUUCCCAAAACACCAUAAUCCAUGGCAACUAAUACAUCUUCUCCAACACUACUAUUACUAAACCCCAAUACAAAUAAACUCAAAUUCAAACACCCAUUUGUACAAACAAUCACCCCUUUCAAUAAUGGUGUUUUAACAAACGUUAAAUCAGGCUGGACUUAUUAUCAACGCCAGCAUAUAACAACAAGAAGAGCAUCUAGCAUGUCUCCUUCUAUAACAGCCGAAAUGACGAAAAACAACAACAACAACGACAAUGAAGAGAUGCAAAGAAUAAAGAGGCUUCAAAAUGGUUCGGAUAUUCGAGGGGUGGCAAUGGAGGGGGAGAAGGGGCGUAGUGUUGAUCUAACACCGGGAGCUGUGGAGGCCAUUGCGGAGAGUUUUGGGCAAUGGGUUAAGGAUAAGUUGAAUGGUGAUGAUAAUAGUCAAGUUAGGAUAUCUUUAGGGAGAGAUCCACGGGUAACGGGUCCAGUGUUAAGUACUGCUGUUUUCUCGGGUCUUGCUCGAGCUGGUUGUCUUGUUUUUGAUAUGGGUCUUGCUACUACACCGGCUUGUUUUAUGAGCACUAUUUUGGAUGGUUUUUCUUACCAUGCUUCUAUCAUGAUGACAGCUUCGCAUCUACCAUACACAAGAAAUGGUCUCAAAUUUUUCACAAAAAGUGGGGGGCUAACUUCUUUGGAGGUGGAAGAGCUAUGUGACCGAGCAGCACGAAAGUAUGCAAAUAGGCAAGCAAAGGUUUCAUUAUUAACCAAUCCUCCCAAAAAAGUUGAUCUAAUGAGUGCUUAUGCCAAGCAUCUUCGAGAUAUCAUCAAGGAGAGAAUUAAUCACCCCACAAGUUACGAGACCCCACUCCAAGGCUUUCAGAUCAUUGUAAAUGCUGGAAAUGGUUCAGGAGGAUUCUUCACAUACGACGUAUUAGACAAACUUGGAGCAGACACAUUUGGGUCACUACACCUUAACCCAGAUGGUAUGUUCCCAAAUCACAUCCCAAACCCAGAAGACAAAACAGCCAUGUCCUUAACAAGAUCAGCAGUCUUACAAAACUCAGCUGAUUUGGGAAUUGUUUUCGAUACUGAUGUUGAUAGAAGUGGAGUUGUAGAUAAAAAAGGAAACCCCAUUAAUGGUGAUAAGUUAAUAGCUUUAAUGUCAGCCAUUAUUCUUAGAGAACAUCCUGGAACCACCAUUGUUACUGAUGCUCGGACUAGUAUUGGGGUAUCUAAGUUUAUAAGUGAUAGAGGAGGAAAGCAUUGUUUGUAUAGAGUGGGUUAUAGGAAUGUUAUUGAUAAGGGUGUUCAACUUAAUAAAGAUGGUGUUGAUACACAUCUUAUGAUGGAGACUUCUGGCCAUGGUGCUCUCAAGGAGAACUAUUUUCUUGAUGAUGGUGCAUAUAUGGUUGUAAAAAUCAUAAUCGAGAUGGUUCGGAUGAGGCUAUCAGGAUCAAGUGAAGAAAUUGGAACCCUUAUUGAGGAAUUGGAGGAUCCAGAAGAUUCUAUAGAGUUGAGAAUGAAUGUUCUCGCCGAACCAAGAUUUGCGAAGGCUAAAGCUGUCCAAGUCAUUGAAACUUUCCGAACAUAUAUAGAGGAAGAAAAACUAGAGGGUUGGAUGCUUGACUCAUGUGGAGAUUGUUGGGUUGGUGAAGGUUGCCUUGUAGACUUGAAUGAAACCCCUACAGCUAUUGAUGCUCAUAUGUACAGGGUGAAGGUGUUGGAUAAAGAAGGAAACGAAUAUGGAUGGGUGCAUUUGAGACAGAGCAUUCAUAAUCCAAACAUAGCAAUAAAUAUGCAAUCUUCUAUUGCUGGAGGUUGCUUAUCCAUGACUAAACUUUUCAAGGAUAAGUUUGUGAUUGCCAGUGGAUUACACAAAUUUCUGGAUUUAUCAGAUAUUGAGCAGUAUGUAAAACACUAGCUAGAAGACUGAUGAAUUAAAAUUAUACUUCUAUUUGUAUAGUGUAGUGGUGUAUAGAAAAAAUUAUUCUAUUACCUAUGUACAUAAGAAAUUUGUAAAAAUACAUUAUCAAACACAACUCUGUAUUUAACGUGGAAACAUUUUUUUACAA